AUGGGAUCGCGAAAGCGCAGCCGCUCCGAUGCGGUCGCUGCCACCGAGCAGCAGACCCCAGAAGAACCUGGUCUGCUCCAGCGCAUUAGGAGCAGCUGGGAAUUCGCUAGCCUUAUGCAAUACAUUGCCAUCUUUGGAAAAGUCAUGAAGAUUGAUGAAGAGUUUGAAAUCGAGGAUCUGGAAGAUGAGUGUAUGAAGCCUGAACCCUCGCACAAGUUGUUGGAGAUUGGUCUUUGUCUUUUGAAAUGGAUAUCCUCACAUCGGGGUUUGACGUCUGAGAACUUUGACGAAUACACAAGGAGACAAUACAAUGCGAAAGCCCCUCACAUUACGAAUCCCUUCGGGUAUGAUGAAGAGCCUCUGAGAUUUCUGGAUUUUGAUGUCUUUCAAAAAUUGCGUGUCCUGCACCAGUUGUCCGUGUGGACUUUCUGGAACGCCGAUCGCAUUCGUGACAAGAUGCCCGAGAAGAAGGAAUCGGAGCAACUCCAGUGGCGUAUCGAAGAAUUCGGAUAUGACCACGAAGGUCGCAUUUACUACGUCCUAGAUGACAAUCGCCUUUACCGCCGCACCGAUCCUCCCAUCCCCGCACCCUCUCGUCCCAAGAAGAAGCCUAAGAGUAGAUCCUCCCGAGCGUCGCGUACAUCGAAACGAGCAUCCAAUGUCGCCGCCGAAGAACCCGAAGAGGACGAGACCGUGGGCGAAGAUGGAGUCGUGGCAUCUGAGCCUAAGUGGGAGUGCGUGUGUGUCACCCUCGCCGAGUACCAAGAAUUUCUGGACAGCAUUCGAAAGAGCAAGGAUGCGGAUGACAAGAUCCUUCGCAAACAAAUCGAGGAUCAUGUCUUACCGUUGCUAGAAAAGGCGGAAGAGGCGCAGCUGCGCAAGCGGCAAAAGCGAGAGAAGGAGCUUCUCAAUAUGCAGCUAAUUGCCGGCGCUAAGCGGUCGAGCCGACUAGCCGCUAAGGAUGAAAGGGAACGAGCUGACAGAGAGGCUGCCGAGGCGGCACGCAAGAAGGAGGCUGAUCUGGCCGAGGCUCGUAAGGAGCAGGCUAGACAGCGUCAGCUCGAGGAAGAUCGACAGUCCCGCAUGAUGACCCGUGAACAGCGUAUCAAGGAUCGCGAGCAGAAGCGAACGAAUCGAACGAGGGAGAGCCGAGUCUCCGCUCGAAACCUCAAGGCUGAGCUGGAAAAGUCGCAGAAGAACUUGGCCGAGCUCUCCCAAGAUGAUGAGUGGAUCUUUGAUUGCUCCGGAUGUGGUGUAUAUGGCCAGAACUUGGAUGAUGGAAGCCACAGUGUUGCUUGCGAAAAGUGUAAUGUCUGGCAGCACAGCCAUUGUCUCGGCAUCUCCAAGGCGGAUGCGGAAAAGGACGACUUUCAUCUUAUCUGCAAGGACUGCAAAAGAAAGGAGGAAGAUGCCAACAAGCCCAAGCUCCCGCCGUUGAAGUUCCGUCUCAGCGCAUCGGCAUCGCCGUCUUCUGCUCCCGCGUCUGCAAAGAAGCGCAGGGUUGAGGACGAUGAUAAUGCUCCGCCAUCUCCCGUGAAGCAAACCCACGCCGCUCUCUCUAGUGUUCAAAAUGGCCACCACACAUAUGCGCAGCCCUCUCAGCCCGCUCUUCCUUCUUUCCCUGGCCAGGGCAACUUCUACCCCUCCAAGGGCUCCCCUUUUCCUUCGAGGGGAAUGGGUGCUCCGCCGCCGAUGCAUGUUAUGGGUCAACCUGAACUCCCCAGGAUGAGCAACAUGCAACCCCAGCAAUCUGGCACACAACUUCCUUCGAUUGGAUCAUUUGCACGUCCAUCAUCAUCCCACUCUGGGUAUGGUCAGGCUCCGCCAUCUAUGCCACCCACCCAGGGCAAUCGCGAUGUCGGACCUGUUGUAGGAUUUUCACACGCACCUGCCGCCGCCAAUGGAUCGGCUGCAAUCCCCGUCUGGCUACGGAGGUACCCCCACAAUGUCCAACAGAUACCCCUCCUUUUCUGCCUCUGCAACUCCAAAUGGCAACAACUCAUCACCACCCCACAGCUCUCACGGGAUGGGGAUGUCAGGACUGAGCCCAACGAAGCAAUCCCCCGUCCGAUGACUUCAGGGGGAAUGGCAGGUGCCCCUGUUCUCCCUCCAAUCCGCAGACUGGAGCCAAGCCCUAAGCUCAUGGGCCGCAGCUCUCCAGAUGCACCAAUUCCCCCGCCAGUCAAGUGUAUGACUCCGGAACAAGAAGAGCGCCGCCAACGAGAGAACGCCACGGUCUUUCAACAGAGCCACGCCCACGCGGGCAACGGCCAGCUCAUGUCCUCGCCCUCAAUGAACCGUAUCCCGUCCUCGGCCCAGCCGCAACCUUCAAUACCCCGAUCCCGUCCCAUCCCCACAGCACAACAAUGCACCGCGUCAGUGAUCAUUGAACCAUGA
Penicillium maclennaniae is the source of this 2397-nucleotide messenger RNA. Its product is annotated as putative PHD finger domain protein. NCBI's taxonomy places the organism in Eukaryota, Fungi, Ascomycota, Eurotiomycetes, Eurotiales, Aspergillaceae. The coding region runs from base 1 to 2397 and encodes 798 amino acids. Gene Ontology annotation, cellular component: RSF complex. The transcript is spliced from 8 exons. Gene Ontology annotation, biological process: regulation of DNA-templated transcription. The record is from RefSeq and is a predicted model, not a curated record.